Messenger RNA from Pyrus x bretschneideri (Chinese white pear), 4524 nucleotides. RefSeq names its product probable LRR receptor-like serine/threonine-protein kinase At3g47570. NCBI's taxonomy places the organism in Eukaryota, Viridiplantae, Streptophyta, Magnoliopsida, Rosales, Rosaceae. Gene Ontology annotation, cellular component: plasma membrane. The transcript has 9 exons. The record is from RefSeq and is a predicted model, not a curated record. Gene Ontology annotation, biological process: protein phosphorylation; hormone-mediated signaling pathway. Gene Ontology annotation, molecular function: protein kinase activity; ATP binding; protein binding. Bases 30 to 4346 code for a protein of 1438 amino acids.
CUACUUGCUUCCCUAUUUAUGUGAAUGUAAUGAGUUCUAGUUUUCGAUCAAAUUUAAACCGAAAGACGAAAACUACUACAAUUAAGGAGAGAAGUCGUUUCCUACUGUCAAAAAUGUUGUCAAUGAUACACUGCUUGUGUUAUAUCAAUAUGAUGAUUAUGGCUAAUUACUUAACUACAGGUGCAUCAGCAAUAUCUCAUACCAAUUUCAGCACAGAUCAGUCUGCGCUUCUUACUCUCAAGGCUCACAUCACUAGUGAUCCUCAAAACAUCUUGACCGCCAACUGGUCGUCUGCCUCCAAUUUCGACAUUUGCAACUGGGUUGGCGUUAGCUGUGGUGCUGGCCACCACAGAGUCACGGCGUUAAAUCUCUCGCACAUGGGUCUUGCCGGAGUUAUUCCUCCGCAUCUAGGCAACCUAUCAUUUCUCGUUGAGUUGGGCCUUAAGAAUAAUAGCUUUCAUGGUCCCCUACCGCAAGAACUAUCUCGUUUGCACCGGUUGAAGGCGAUUAACUUUGGAAACAACAGCUUUAUGGGAACCAUUCCUUCGUGGUUUGGGUCCUUUCCUAAACUUCAAACCAUCAAAUUGUACGGUAAUGGCUUCUCUGGUUUCAUACCCGCUGCUAUCUUCAACUUAUCUGGACUCGAAAUAAUUAAUCUGAGCAGGAACCAACUAUCAGGUAACAUACCCAGAGAAAUCGGCAACUUAACAAUGGUGAAGGGCAUAUACCUUGACGACAACAAGUUUGAAGAACUUCCGAACGAGAUAGGCAGUUUAGGUCAGCUGGAGGAGUUGUUUGUGCAAGACAAUGCCCUAAAAGGCUCUGCUUUUGUGCCUGUCCUCAACAUAUCUUCUUUGACUACUUUGGCUCUAUUUGGAAACAACAUGAGUGGCAAUCUUCCGGACAAUAUAUGUGAGCAUCUUCUGAGUAUUCGAAUAUUUAAUUUGGGUCGAAACCAGUUUGACGGUCUUAUUCCCUCCAAACUGUGGCAAUGCAAAGAGCUUCGUGAACUGACAUUAGGGUAUAACAAUUUCCGUGGAAGCAUACCCAAAAGUCUUUGCAAUUUGACCUACUUAACCGAGAUUUAUCUUGAUAACAAUAAUUUAACAGGUAGCAUACCCAGAGAAAUAGGCAACUUAACAAUGGUGAAGGUCAUAAGCCUUAGAGACAACAAGUUCGAAGAACUUCCAAACGAGAUGAGCAGUUUAGGCCAGCUGGAGGAGUUGUAUGUGCAGUUCAAUGCCCUAAAAGGCUCUGCUCUUGUGCCUGUCCUCAACAUAUCUUCUUUGACUACUUUGGCUCUAUAUGGAAACAACAUGAGUGGCAAUCUUCCGGACAAUAUAUGUGAGCGCCUUCCGGGUAUUCGAAUAUUUAAUUUGGGUCGAAACCAGUUUGACGGUCUUAUUCCCUCCAAACUGUGGCAAUGCAAAGAGCUUCGUGAACUGACAUUAGGGUAUAACAAUUUCCGUGGAAGCAUACCCAAAAGUCUUUGCAAUUUGACCUACUUAACCGAGAUUUAUCUUGAUAACAAUAAUUUAACAGGUAGCAUACCCAGAGAAAUAGGCAACAUAACAAUGGUGAAGGUCAUAAGCCUUAAGGACAACAAGUUCGAAGAACUUCCAAACGAGAUGAGCAGUUUAGGCCAGCUGGAGGAGUUGUAUGUGCAGUUCAAUGCCCUAAAAGGCUCUGCUCUUGUGCCUGUCCUCAACAUAUCUUCUUUGACUACUUUGGCUCUAUAUGGAAACAACAUGAGUGGCAAUCUUCCGGACAAUAUAUGUGAGCGUCUUCCGAGUAUUCGAAUAUUUAAUUUGGGUCGAAACCAAUUUCACGGUCUUAUUCCCUCCAAACUGUGGCAAUGCAAAGAGCUUCGUGAAUUGAAUUUAGAAGAUAACAAUUUCCGUGGAAGCAUACCCAAAAGUCUUGGCAAUUUGACCUACUUAACCAAGAUUUAUCUUGAUAACAAUAAUUUAACAGGUACAAUACCGGAUGAGAUUAGUGAUCUUCUACAGUUAGAGGUGUUGUCACUGGGUAUUAAUAAUCUCAGCGGCGUCAUCCCAUCCAAACUCUUCAAUCUCUCCAUGAUAAGAAUAAUAUCGUUUUCUUUUAAUCAGCUCUCAGGUAGCCUCCCAGCAAACAUUGGUCUUAACGUUCCAAACCUAGAAUUCCUUUAUGUAGCCAGAAAUAACCUCGUGGCUGGACUACUCCCUAACCUCUCCAAUGCUUCCAAGCUCAAGAAGCUAGACAUGAGCCAAAACUCAUUUACCGGGUUUCUUCCUAGCACGCUCUGUUCCUUGAAAAACCUCGAGUACCUUAACUUGCACUCGAAUAAUUUGACAAUUGAUGCUUCUACUCCACAAGCAGCAAGCACUCUCUCUUGCUUGUUUAAUCUUAGAAAUUUGACAAGAUUAACCUUAGAAGAUAAUCCACUAAACACUAUGAUUCCAGCUUCUCACAGGAAUCUCUCUACGUCACUCCUAUAUCUUGGUUUAAGAAAUUCCAACAUCAGGGGUAACAUUCCCGUUGAUAUUGGCAACUUGAGCAGCUUGAUAUCAUUAAACCUGGGAAACAAUCAGUUGAGGGGAGCAAUUCCAACUUCAAUACAAAGGCUACAAAAUCUCCAAGGUUUGUAUUUGGAUAAUAACGAACUACGAGGACAUAUCCCGGAUGAACUCUGUCAACUAGGCAACCUAGCCGAGUUAAGUUUGGGUGGUAAUCGUCUAUCUGGUUCUCUUCCUUCCUGCUUGGGUACUUUGGCAAGAGCUCUAAGAGGUCUAUUUUUAGGGUCCAAUUCGUUAACUUCUAAAGUACCAUCUUCCUUGUGGGAACUCAAGUAUAUAUUGCACCUAGACUUGUCAUCUAAUUAUCUAGUUGGACCACUCUCGGAAGACAUCGGAAAGUUGAAAGAUGUGCUGAAUAUGGACUUGUCAAAUAACCAUUUCUCUGGAAACAUUCCCAGUAGCAUUGGUGAUCUUCAAAAUAUGAUUACUCUGUCCUUGGCAAACAAUUAUUUAGAAGGCCCUAUUCCCAGUUCAUUUAAAACCUUGCUGAGCCUAGAAUUCUUGGAUAUGUCCAAAAACAAUCUAUCUGGAGUGAUCCCAAAGUCAUUGGAAGCACUCUUGUAUCUCAAGCAUCUGAAUUUGUCUUUCAACAAACUCCAAGGAGAAAUUCCAACCGACGGGACUUUCAGAAACUUCUCUGCUGAUUCAUUUGUAUCAAACGGUGCACUUUGCGGUGCUUCCCGAUUCCACGUUCCAUUGUGCAAAUAUAAAACAGCAGUUAAGCCCAAUUGGAGGAAAGCUAUAUGUAUCAUCUCAGGGGUCAUGUCAGUAAUACUCCUAGCCGUUGCUGCAUUGAUUCUGAUACUAUGCAGGAAAAGGAAUGUUGAAGUUGUAAGAGAAACUGCCUUGCUACAUCAAGUUCUUUGGAGAAGAGUUUCGCGCCUAGAACUUGUAAAGGCAACAAAUGGACUUCACGAGAGUAACUUACUAGGCACAGGGGGGUUUAGCUCAGUAUACGGAGGAACACUUUCAGACGGGAUACAUAUCGCCGUCAAGGUUUUCAAUUUACAGCAAGAAGGGGCAUUCAAGAGUUUUGAUAAGGAAUGUGAAAUGCUAAGCAAUAUCCGUCAUCGGAAUCUUAUUAAAAUCAUAAGUUGCUGUGAUGAACUUGAUUUCAAAGCCUUGGUACUUCAAUUGAUGCCUAAUGGAAGCCUCGAACAGUGGUUGUAUUCUCCAAAACGCUCCUUGAAUAUCCUGCAGAGGUUGGAUAUAAUGAAAGAUGUUGCAUUGGCACUAGAAUAUCUUCAUCAUGGUUACUCGAUACCUAUCGUUCAUUGUGAUGUGAAACCAAGCAAUAUACUACUAGAUGAUGAUAUGGUUGCACAUGUUGCUGAUUUUGGCAUUGCAAGACUCGUUAGCGGUGGAGAUUCGAUGACAGAAACCAUGACUCUAGCCACAGUUGGAUAUAUGGCUCCAGAGUUCGGGAUCGAAGGAAGCAUUUCGAUGAGUGGGGAUGUGUAUAGUUUUGGUAUUGUACUCAUAGAGACAUUCACAAAAAGGAAGCCAACAGAUGAGAUGUUUGUUGGGGAAAUGAAUUUAAAGCAAUGGAUUGCAGAUUCAUUAUUUCCAGAUGCUACUAUAGAUGAAGUUGUGGAUGCCGAUAUACUCGGGACAGAGGAAGAUGGUGAUUUCGUGAGCAAGAGGGAUUGCUUAUCAUCCAUUAUGAGAUUAGCUUUAGCUUGCACUGCAGCAUUGCCGAGAGAGAGAAUUAACAUGAAAGAUGCUGCAAUCUCACUCACCAAAAUCAAGACUAGGUAUUUGAAGGACUGUGAAGGUGUGAACUCUUAGUUCUUUUUGUUCUCUAUAUUGUCGGAUCCAUUUUCUUAUUGUUGUUUUCGAUCUGCAAAGCCUACAUUAGUUUCGUAUAGUGACAGAUAUGACAGUAUGUGGAUAUUCCUUAAAUUGAAAUGUUGUACCUGUAUUUGACUAGGCAAUAUGACCAGCAGUACCAAGAUUGCAAUUCCAA